Messenger RNA from Actinia tenebrosa (Australian red waratah sea anemone), 3353 nucleotides. RefSeq names its product RNA-binding protein 38. Gene Ontology annotation, molecular function: RNA binding. The record is from RefSeq and is a predicted model, not a curated record. NCBI's taxonomy places the organism in Eukaryota, Metazoa, Cnidaria, Anthozoa, Actiniaria, Actiniidae.
AAUAGCAGGGAACCUUACUCCUCUACUCGAAUCAUUGUUGGUAUAAAAUGAUAAUUUGUGGUCUUCAUAGGCGAAAAAGUGUCGACGCUACCGGUUAAGACGGAUGGCAGCCUGAUUGAUCGGCAGCGAAUUUCACGUAUUUGGCAGUUCGCUCGUUCACAAGUUCGUUUGGAAUAAUACAAGGGUGAAGUGAGUCCCUGAGGAAUUCGCGGUUAAGAGCAGUCCGGAGUUACCAUUGGAGGAGUUAUAAUCCGGUAACUUCAGCGUAGCAGAAGAGCAAAGAAAAGUCUGUCGACAGCUACUUUGCACACGUGUAAAUUACUGUCAAGUAUAUGUGAGCCGUCAGUUUUGCAUUCUCUUGCGACCCCUUACGAGGACACAAAGAAAACCCUUCACCUCUUCUAAAGACGCAAUUUAAGACUUCCAAGACUACUCAAGUUACGGAGAGACCGGUUUCAAAGCGCUAAAACACAAGGCUACACAGAGGAUAGGACAGCGAACUUCGGAGGGAAGCUAUAGCGAGAUGAUUAAGAACAAGGAUACAAAGUACACGAAACUCUUCGUGGGUGGAAUACCGUACGAAUCUGACGACGAUGCCUUGCGAAAUUUCUUCACACAGUUCGGGGAAAUCGAUGAGGCGGUCGUCAUUAGAGAUAGGAUAACAAAACGAUCUAAGGGAUACGGAUUUGUUACGAUGGUAACUUCGGACGCCGCGAAGYUGGCUUGUAAGAAUAAACACCCAAUCAUUGAUGGUAGGCAAGCAAAUGUGAAUCUUGCGUACCUUGGGGCAAAACCAAAACCUGUAAAAAUAACUAACAAGCUGACAAGCAGCCCGACAUAUUCUUUCCUCCCUGAUUGUUCUAUUGGGCCAUCUCCACAGUACGUCUACGCUACACCAAUCUAUUCACCAACGCAAGCGCCAUCACCAAAUCCCAUCAGUCCAAUAACGAUGAUUCCACCUCAAUCACCAAACGGGCAGCUCGCCCCAUCAAUGCAAGCAUUCCAGCAACCUUGUUACGUCGAUUGCAACGGCAAUGCAAUGAUGAUUGUGUAUCCAAUGUACGAGCCUUACCCUCCCUACCCCCCUCCGUAUCCGACCAGUACUACUACGUACGUGCCAUCUCCAACAGGCAACAACGCCGGCCAGAUCUUCACAUUCCCUACCAUGCCAGGGCCUGGAACACCGCCUCUGAAUGGUAUUAACGGUACRAUGAAUGGACAACAAUUUUUCCAAGCCCCACCCUUUGAAACGAUCUGCCCACCRCCACCACAGGUGCAGUGAGCGUUUGUUUACAAGCGCAUUUUUAUAAAUCAAUUACACAGAAUUAUUCAAAUAGUUCAUUUAUGAAGAGCUAGGAGCAAAAUUACGUAACAAACGAAAUCAAUUCAAAGUCAUCGCCCUUACAGUCACCAUACGUUUGAGCGGUUUCGUAUGAUUGGGAAACAAUGGGCACUGGCUUACAAGCACGUACACAGUACGACAUGCAGUAAUAUUGAAAUGGUUUCCCAUUAUCAAUACGGAUUAUCGUAUGAGUGGGAAACGUACGUUACAUGUAAGAAUGGUUACCGUAUGAGUGCACUGUAUGACAUGCCGUAACAUUGAAAUGGCUUCCCAUUGCUUGUUUUCAAUUCUAGUUUUCCCCAUCGUUUCCCACUCAAACAAAAACCGCUCAAUAACACCGUGAUAUAGGUUCAUUAUGAUAUUCAAUCCCACAGACAAUUAAAAGUAAGAUUGUCUAGUCAUUAGUAGUCAAAGUAUUACACAAAACACGGUGCUUAUACGUGUUUUAGUAGUGCUAGGACAACCACGGAAUAUUUUCAAAAGUUCGUACAGAGCUAAAGCACAGUUAAUUGCAAACACUUAAAAUAACUCAAAGUUAGAAUAUCAAAAUGCAAAACGCGAAAUCAAACUUCGGUCUAGCAAAUAUAAUACGAUUCUUAUAAUACGAUAAAGCUUUUUUUGAAUAUUUAGCUUAGCUGUCACAAGUUAAAAUAUAUUUUUGUUGAAGCUGCAUAGGUYUAUCAAAUAAGAGUUUAUGAAGUCGUAAAAGCUUAUUUCCUAAAAGGGGGGUUUAAGCGUUUAAGUUUAAGCCUGGUUUCCAUAUGAUCGCUCACGAUCGCCGGAUCGCUGAAAAUGAUGCCAGCGAUCGUGAACGAUUAUAUGGAAACACUUUUCAGCGAUCGAGCGAUCGUGAGCAACCGUGAGCGAUCGUUAGCGAUUAUAUGGAAACACAUUUCAGCGAUCGAGCGAUCGAAAUGUAUUCCAUAACGCAUCUUUCAGCAGUGGUAGUCAUAGCGACGCUCUAAACAAAACAAAACAUUGGCCUUGCGUGAAGACUGUAUAUUCUAGAUUGAUCUUGAGUUCAAGUUAUUUCUACACAAUAUGGCUGAAAGUCAUGAUAGUACAGCCUUAAUGGAAAAUAUUCUCGAUCAAACAGUCGAAGCUCAUCGAAUAGGUUGUGGUAAAGACCUUGCUGUUUUCUGUUUUUGAAGACAUGUCUCACCCAAAAACGAUGAGAUCUUUUCUGUUUCAAAUGUGAUCUUCGCUUGGCUAAAGCAAGCAGAAGAACAGCGCUUCCUUGUAGAAAGACGCUUUCUUCGUCCGCCAUGUUGUCAAAACGCUAUGCUACCACGCGUGGCUCAUAUGGAUUACAACUUACCAUAUACGUUGGCUCAUAAAAGAGCCACAAACUCAAGUGGAGCUCACUGUAGCAUAAACUUCAGCGACUUUAUGGAAACAUAUGCCAGAAACUGAUAGCGAUCGUGAGCGAUUCAUGCAUCAAUAAUUUCAGCGAUCCGGCGAUCGUGAGCGAUCAUAUGGAAACCAGGCUUUAAGAGCGUAAACCAUGGGCGCGGCAAAGAUAGAGAAGUUUUAAAAUCAGAAAAUCGCAAAGAAAAACAAGUUUUAAUGUAUUGGCUUUAAGAAAUAAAUUGAUAAGGUUUGAGAUGUCAUGGCCUCAAAAGAAAGCCCUACUUUAACAAUGCCUCUUUUCUUGCAUUUAGUUCUAUCUUUUGAAAGCGAAUUCUCUAAGUUCCUAAUACUUGGUCAAACAUUGUUUUAGUAAGACACUCAACUGUUAUUGAUUUUUUUAUAACCUUUCAUCAACGGUUCAUAAUGUAAAAUUAAGUCAACAUUUAAGGAGUAAAAUAUUUAUAAACGAAAUUGCCUAGAAUUAAUGAAUACGAAUCUUGAUUUCAAAAUAGCUAAGAGUUAAAAUCAUUUCGGGAUUGACCGCCAGAAUCUAAAGAUUUAGAACAGUCUUGCAGAUUUUGGAAGUCGCUAAACUCUGUACAAAAGCCAUAUUAUUUAAACAACAAGCACCAUUUGAUAAUAAAAAUAUUACGUAUUAAAA